Molecule: messenger RNA, 1882 nt
Organism: Suricata suricatta (meerkat)
Lineage: Eukaryota; Metazoa; Chordata; Mammalia; Carnivora; Herpestidae
Gene: DDX55
Product: DEAD-box helicase 55
Exons: 12
Coding region: 22-1692 (556 amino acids)
Cellular component (GO): nucleolus
Molecular function (GO): RNA helicase activity; nucleic acid binding; ATP binding
Source: RefSeq, a predicted model, not a curated record
GGCGGCGGCGGGGCGCGUGCCAUGGAGCACGUCACGGAGGGCUCCUGGGAGUCGCUGCCGCUGCGGCUGCACCCGCGGGUGCUGGGCGCGCUGCGGGAGCUGGGCUUCCCGUACAUGACGCCGGUGCAGCGCGGGCAGGUCGGAGCCUUAAUCAUCACCCCGACGCGAGAGCUGGCUGUGCAGAUAGAUGAGGUGCUCGCGCAUUUCACGAAGCCCUUCCCGCAGUUCAGCCAGAUUCUCUGGAUCGGAGGCAGGAAUCCUGGAGAAGAUGUCGAGAGGUUUAAGGAACAAGGUGGGAACAUCAUUGUGGCCACUCCAGGCCGCCUGGAGGACAUGUUCCGGAGGAAGGCAGAGGGCUUGGAUCUGGCCAGCUGUGUGAGGUCGCUGGACGUCCUGGUGUUGGAUGAGGCGGACCGACUUCUGGACAUGGGGUUUGAGGCAAGCAUCAACACCAUCUUGGAGUUUUUGCCCAAGCAAAGGAGGACAGGCCUCUUCUCUGCCACUCAGACGCAGGAGGUGGAGAGCCUGGUGCGGGCCGGGCUCCGGAACCCCGUGCGCAUCUCGGUGAAGGAGAAGGGCGCGGCGGCCAGCUGCACCCGGAAAACGCCGUCCCGCCUGGAGAACUACUACAUGGUAUGUAAGGCAGAUGAGAAAUUUAACCAGCUGGUACAUUUUCUUCGAAAUCAUAAGCAGGAAAAGCACCUGAUCUUCUUCAGCACCUGCGCCUGCGUGGAAUACUAUGGAAAGGCCCUGGAGGCCCUGGUGAAGGGUGUGACGAUUAUGUGCAUUCACGGGAAGAUGAAACACAAGCGCAACAAGAUCUUCAUGGCGUUCCGCAAAUUGCAAAGUGGGGCUUUAGUGUGCACGGAUGUCAUGGCCCGGGGAAUAGAUAUUCCUGAAGUAAACUGGGUUCUGCAGUAUGAUCCUCCCAGCAGCGCAAGCGCCUUUGUGCACCGCUGUGGCCGCACGGCCCGCAUCGGCCACGGUGGCAGCGCGCUCGUGUUCCUCCUUCCCAUGGAAGAGUCCUACGUCAAUUUCCUUGAAAUUAACCAAAAAUGCCCCCUGCAGGAGAUGAAACUCCAGAAGGACACAGGGGACCUUCUUCCAAAGCUCAAGUCCAUGGCCCUGGCUGACAGAGCGGUCUUUGAAAAGGGCAUGAAAGCCUUUGUGUCGUACAUCCAGGCCUAUGCAAAGCACGAAUGCAGCCUCAUCUUCAGGUUAAAGGAUCUUGAUUUUGCUAGUCUCGCCCGAGGGUUUGCCCUGCUGAGGAUGCCCAGGAUGCCAGAGCUGAGAGGAAAGCAGUUUCCAGGUUUUGUGCCUGCCGAUGUUAACACAGACACCAUUCCAUUUAAAGAUAAAAUCAGAGAGAAGCAAAGGCAGAAACUACUAGAGCAACAAAAAGAGAAGAGAGAAAAUGACGGGAGAAAAAAAUUCUUAAAAAAUAAAGCGUGGUCAAAGCAGAAGGCCAAAAAGGAGAAGAAGAAAAAAAUGAAUGAAAAAAGGAAGCGGGAAGAGGGCUCUGAUAUCGAAGACGGGGACAUGGAGGAGCUUCUUAACGACACGAGGCUCUUGAAAAAGUUUAAGAAAGGCAAGAUUACUGAGGAAGAAUUUGAGAAGGGGUUGUUGGCAAGCGGCAAGAGAACAGUCACCACGGCGGACUUGGGGGUCCCCGCCCGGGAGCAGGACUGCUGACGCUGGCUUCGGGGCGCGGGGAGCGCGGCCAGCGGGCCUGGCACGGCCCACGCUUGCCUCCGCGCCGUGUUGGAACUUCACAUCCAGGAAAGCUGUUGUCCGGAAUGGGGGAGGGGAUUUCACACUGUGAAUGUUGUAUUAAAACCACACCGGCCUUGGGGCGCCUCCUUUGGUUGGGUGUCUGACUUCG